AGUUCUUCCACAUAUAAGCUACUUAGACUCCAUUGCAGCUCCUUGCUACCAUCUCCAAGACUGUAGCAGCCUGAUCACUUGCUUAUUAAACCAAAACAUGUUUCUUGCAAAGGCUUUAUUGGAAGGAGCAAAUGGAGGCCUUGGAGAAGCUCUUGGAGGCCUUCUUGGAGGAGGCGGUCAGAAAAGAGGAGGAGGAGGAAAUAUUGGAGCGAUAGUUGGGGGAAUUAUGAAUUUUAUCAGUGAGGCUGCAGCAGCCCAGUAUACCCCCGAGCCGCCGCCACCCACUCAGCAGCAUUUCACCACCGUGGAGGCCCACGAAAGUGAGGAGGUGCGGCAGUUUCGGCAACAGUUUGCACGACUGGCUGGACCCGACAUGGAGGUGGGUGCCACUGACCUGAUGAACAUUCUCAACAAAGUCCUCGCUAAGCACAAGGAUCUGAAGUCGGACGGCUUCAGUCUUGACACCUGCCGGAGCAUUGUAUCCGUUAUGGACAGUGACACGAAUGGGAAGCUGGGCUUUGAAGAAUUUAAGUACUUCUGGAACAACAUCAAGAAGUGGCAGUGUGUUUUCAGGCAACAUGACACGGACCGUUCCGGGUCUCUGAGGAGUUCCCAGCUGCAGGGGGCUCUGCAGGCGGCAGGUUUCCAGCUAAACGAGCAGCUCUACCGAAUGAUCGUCCGCCGCUACGCCGAUGAGAAUGGAAGCAUGGAUUUUAACAACUUCAUCAGCUGCCUGGUCCGCCUGGAUGCCAUGUUCCGUGCCUUCAAAUCUCUGGAUAGAAAUGCAAGUGGCCUGAUUGAGGUGUCUAUCCAGGAGUGGCUGCAGCUGACCAUGUACUCCUGAAGUGGGCACUGAGACGGCAGGACCCUCCCCGGAUGGCAGGACUGCUAAGGACCUUGCCAUGCUGUCUGCGUGAUCGCUGGUACCGCGUCCAACAGCUGCCGUUUCCUGACGCGCUCUUUCACAGCGCUGCGUGUUUUUGAACUUGUGCUGCCCUUUACUGCUUAAUUAAAACAGAUUUUCAUGAA
This is a messenger RNA of Equus quagga, 1029 nucleotides long. It is a transcript of the gene CAPNS2, whose product is annotated as calpain small subunit 2. The transcript has a single exon. Gene Ontology annotation, molecular function: calcium ion binding. The coding region runs from base 98 to 844 and encodes 248 amino acids. The record is from RefSeq and is a predicted model, not a curated record. Lineage: Eukaryota; Metazoa; Chordata; Mammalia; Perissodactyla; Equidae.